AUGGAAAAACUUGACCUUGUGGAAAAGCUCAAGCAGCGAGAUUGUCGUGAAAAAGCCUAUGUUCAAGUCAUUGAACCAUACACGGAGCUAUUUCACUCAACGCUGUCCCUCAAUCAAAGAGAACCAGAUGUGGAUGAAAAAGAACCUCUUAAGGAAGAUGAAAGACCAUCUCUCCACCUGGGUGCUCCGUCCAUGUCGCUUCAAGCCAUGACCGAUGAACUUCGGUCGCUCCGACGCACUUGCGAAUUGUAUCAAAGGAACAUGCAAAAAUCACAAUUUACCUAUAAACAACAGCUACAAGAAAACUUGCUUUUGGAAAAGCAGCUUUCCUUGCAGAAGGAACUGAACGUUGAAAAGGACAAACGCAUUCAUCGUUUGCAAGAUGAACUAUUGGCACUCCAACUCGAAAUGACUUCCCUCGAACGUAAAUCAGCAGGUUCAUGA
Messenger RNA from Schizosaccharomyces osmophilus, 444 nucleotides. It is a transcript of the gene atg16, whose product is annotated as autophagy associated protein Atg16. The record is from RefSeq and is a predicted model, not a curated record. NCBI's taxonomy places the organism in Eukaryota, Fungi, Ascomycota, Schizosaccharomycetes, Schizosaccharomycetales, Schizosaccharomycetaceae. The transcript has a single exon. The coding region runs from base 1 to 444 and encodes 147 amino acids.